GACUCAGUGGGUAAUCUUCAAUAGAGAAGGAUAAUUAUGGAACUAAAACCCCGAAAAUAAAAUAGUCUUCUCAUUUCAGCGUUGUGCAGACCCUGUAGCUGUAAGAAAGAAAUCCUAUGAUCAUACAUACCUCUUGAAUUGAAGAAAUCAAGAAAGUGAAGGGAGUUUCAUGAUUAUAUGGAUCUCAUCUUAUCGAUCUGACAUCUAAGAGGACCUCUCAAGUUUUCUCUAUGAGGUCUUUAAUGGAGUCUUGAUUCGUGAUACUUCGAUCUCUGAUAGUCUGAUGGUCGAAAGCUUUUCUGAUUGCCAUGGCUGCACCUUUCUUCUCCACGCCUUUCCAACCCUAUGUUUACCAGAGCCCACAAUCAGCUGUUGUACCCUUUCAAAUUUUGGGUGGUGAAGCUCAGAUUGUUCAGAUCAUGUUAAAACCGCAAGAGAAGGUCAUUGCAAAGCCUGGUUCUAUGUGCUACAUGUCUGGAUCCAUUCUGAUGGAAAAUGUUUACCUCCCUGAAAACGAAGGCGGAAUGUUUCAAUGGCUUUUUGGAAAGAGUGUGACUAGCAUAGUUCUCCUAAAUCCUGGUCCAAAUGAUGGAUUUGUUGGAAUUGCUGCACCUUCACUUGCUAGGAUACUCCCGAUUGACCUGGCAAUGUUUGGUGGAGAAAUUUUAUGCCAGCCAGAUGCGUUUCUUUGCUCAGUCAGUGAUGUAACAGUCACUAAUGCAGUUGAUCAUAGGGCCCGUAAUGUUGUGGGUGGUGCGGAGGGAAUUUUGAGGCAGAAGCUCACAGGCCAGGGACUAGCCUUCAUUGUUGCUGGUGGAUCUGUUGUACAGAAAAAUCUCGAUGUGGGUGAAGUACUUGUUGUUGAUGCCUCUUGCAUUGUUGCCUUGACAGCUGCUAUCAAUUUCCAAGUAAAAUACUCUGGCCCCAUGAGGCGGGUGGUCUUUGGGAGUGAGAACCUAGUUACAGCCGUCUUAACUGGACCGGGCUUAGUCAUCGUUCAGAGUUUGCCCUUCUUCCGACUUUCUCAGCGAAUUGCAAGAGCGGUUACAGCACCAAACCUGAGGGAAAAUCCGAAGUUCUUCAUUCAAAUAGCUAUAUUUUUCUUUUUAGCAUAUGUUAUGAUUGUAUCAUCAUUUAUCUUGACAGAUGCCUGACUUUUUUUUUUUCUGUCUUAGAACUUUCCCCUUUACUCAUUUGUUUCUUUUUUUUUCUCUUGUUGAUUCUUAAGUUAAAUUUUUUUGGGGGGUGUUUAGUUGUUAAAUAGGCUAGUCAAGUGUGAUUAUGAUCAUCAACGGUGAGCUAAGUUUUUUACUUUCAGAAGAAUUUCCCCCUUUUCUGGAAUUGCAUGCUUAGCAGGAAUAACUGAUUAAGUGGGUUUGGAGUUGCAAGGCAGAUCAGAUUCAUGAGAGGUAAUGACUAUUUGUUUCUUGUCAUUUUCAAA
Macadamia integrifolia is the source of this 1441-nucleotide messenger RNA. RefSeq lists its product as uncharacterized. The record is from RefSeq and is a predicted model, not a curated record. NCBI's taxonomy places the organism in Eukaryota, Viridiplantae, Streptophyta, Magnoliopsida, Proteales, Proteaceae. Bases 309 to 1154 code for a protein of 281 amino acids. The transcript has 10 exons.